Molecule: messenger RNA, 10179 nt
Organism: Orussus abietinus
Lineage: Eukaryota; Metazoa; Arthropoda; Insecta; Hymenoptera; Orussidae
Gene: PHRF1
Product: nucleoprotein TPR
Exons: 14
Coding region: 347-8614 (2755 amino acids)
Source: RefSeq, a predicted model, not a curated record
UCCGCCGAUUUGGAGUAGGAAGCGUACCCUCGGCUGUCAAUAUUUCGAAAGUUUGACAUCGUUUGAUAUGUGCAAAAUCGACUGGGAACUCGAUCAAGUAAUCGGUGGACUUCGAAUUAAGGCCGGUAUACAAUAAUGCCGGCAGUAGGUGAACAUCUUACUCGUAGCUCACGAUAGACUUGUGACUGUGCGUUUCGUGUUUGGUGAUCCUGUCCGGAGCUCGAGUAGGAAACCGAGUUCAAGGAAAUUAGCGAAUUACCGUCUGAGGCGCUAUGAUACGUAGGAACCUGUGUGCAGAUCAGUUCGAGUAAAUGCAGCAGGUGUAAGGUAUUCGUAAGGCGUGAAGAUGUCAAGUGACGGCGAGCGAGUGCCAAAGCCAUCAAAACGUAUAAGAUAUGUUAUAUCAGACAGCGAUAGCAGUGAUGAAUCCAUUAUUAUCCGUACACAUUGUAAAAAGAAAGUUUAUAGGGUGAUAAGUGAAGGAGAAUCAAGUGAUGACGAUAGUGAUAUUCCAAAGCCUGCUACCAGAAGACGGAAUUAUAAAGUUGUUAGUGAGGAUGAUACCAGUUUUGACAGCAAUGCAUCAGAAGCAGAGGGAUUAUCUAGUCUCGCCGACAGUGAUGGUAGUUCAGAAUGGCAGUCAGAUUGGGAGAGCGAUGAUUCCGAGGCAAACACUGCUUCUAAAGCAAAGCCAAAAUCAAAAAGUAAAGCAGCACCUGACAUCGUUGUACCUGCGACUUCGACCACUGCUGACUGCGAUUCCGAUAGCAGCAAUGGACACACAGAAAAAUGUCCAAUUUGCUUGUUGUCAUUUAGGAAGCAACAAGUAGCAUCUCCAUCAUCCUGUGAUCACUGCUUCUGCCUGGAAUGUUUGAUAGAAUGGAGCAAAAACAUCAAUACUUGCCCUGUAGAUCGUCAAUCAUUUACUGUUAUUCACAUCAGAAGCAGAUUAGGUGGCAAGAUUAUAAAGCACAUGCCAAUUGAAGUUAAAACACAGAUAGAGGAACAAAUACAAGAAGAUCCAACCUUCUGCGAGAUUUGUCAACAAUGCGAUCGGGAGGAUCGUAUGCUAUUAUGCGAUGGUUGCGACUUAGGUUAUCAUCUCGAAUGCUUAACUCCUCCUAUGAACGAGGUUCCUAUGGAUGAGUGGUACUGCCCCGAAUGUUCUCAAAACAGUCACAAUGAUGCAGAAGCGGUUGAUAUCGAUCAAGACGAAGUGCCAGAUCUCAUGGAGGAAGCUCGGCGUCUUGGUCUUUCCUACGGUCGUACCCGUCAUUUGCCGCAAGAGAACAGUUCAUCGUCACCUCGCAUGGUUCCUCGAACUCGCCAAACGGAACGCGUCCGCGCUAACAUCCGCGCCGAUCGCGAUCGCAGUAGAGCUCGACAAGUGCGCGAACGCGAAGUCGUGUUCGAUCCCGAUCAACCGUCGACCUCUUCUGGUAUGGACUCGGUUUGGGAGAACAGUAGAAGUCGCUCCCCGGUGAACGGUCGUCUCCGAGUCAAAGUAAUCGGCUCGUCUUCGGGCGUCGUCAAGAAGUCUGCGAAACGGGCCGAGAAAAAACGGAAAACGAAGAAACGCAAAGUCAAAAGCAGAACGUCAGAGACUCUAGUUCGCGAAGUGCGCAUCACCGAGGUGAACGAUGACGGGGUGGAGCAAGAGAUCGUCACUUACGUCAAAGUGGCUCAGUCCUCUACAAGGAGGAAGUACACGAAGAGAACAAAGAGAACCAAGAAGCGGAAGCGAAAGGGAACUCGACGCGCAAGGACCGUGUCUUCCGUGGCGAAAAGCAUCAAGACAAUAAAGAGACGUCUAGCUGGGACCCUGGGAAUGGACAAGUUCAGCGCGAGUCUUCCUUUGCUGGUUCCUGUGGUGAAGGACCGUAUUCCCGUUUCCGAUCGCUCCGAACUCAUAAAUGCCAGAUACAGAUCCGGGAUCGCGCAAGUCAGCCUUUUUGGCAAUGGCCUAGGCUUAGACUACAGCCCACCUGGGUCCGACACGGAAUACGAGGAAACCACAGGAAGCGACGUGUUAGUAGGGACGCGGCCGCGUCUGGCGGCGCCCUCGCUGAGACGCCGGCUGGCCCUGAAGGGGGUUGUCGAGGCGGUCGAGCCGAUGCAGCGGACGGAGCCCUCGGACGUCGUCGACCUGGUGGGAAGUAUCCUGAGGAGUCAGGAGGUCUGGCACUCGCGGAAAAGCAAGCUGAGCCUGAAGUCGGACGGGAGCCUGGCGAUCGACGACGACGAGAAGGACUGGAAAAAGGAGGAGCGGAAGGGAACCGCGAAGGUCGACGGGAGUCCCGCGAAGAGGGCGGAAGAGCCGGGUCCGGAGGCCGGGACCCUUCCCGAGCCGGACGGACCCUUGGAUUCGACGCGCGUCGACCCCCAGGGCGUGACGCAGGCCCCGAUGUUCAACGGGCCCCGGGGUGGCGGCAACCGGGGCGGCUUCCGGGGUGGAUACCGAGAGGGGAGUCGGAACGGCCACGGGGGUGGUCAGACCUACGGGGGCCGGGACUCGUACGGGGGGGCGGGGGGCAGACCCGGCGCCUACGGGCCCGGGCCUCGGGAAGGCUUCGGCAAUGGCUUCGGACCUCCGGGGUUCGAGCACCGUGGUCCGCCGGGAUUCUGCGGGGGCCCGGGGUUCCGCGGCCGCAACCCCCAGAUGCCCCCCUUCCGGGGUGAGCGGCCGCGCUUUCCGAUGAUGGAGAGGCCCCCCUUCCAGUACUUCGACCGAUUCCCUCGGCCCAGGGGCCCCGCGGGGAUGCCGGGCCCGCCUUCGGGCCCGCCGCCCGGUCCUCCGCCGGGGCUCCCUCCGAGCCCCCGCGCGCCUCCACCUCGACGCGGUUUCUUUCGCGAGGGCCCCGACGCCUGCCCCAGCCCCCCGCGGCUGCCCGAUCUCCCCCCGGGAACCCCACCCCUGCCGGAGGAGGAGUGCGACAUCUACUGCGACAUCGAGACCCCGAACAAGGCCCCGGGCGAGGCCCUCGGCGAGGAGGCCGAGAACCCCCUCGCCCUCCUGCCGCCACCCGAGCCGCCCUCGGGUCUCUUGGACUUCGAAGAGAACUCGAGGAGCGAGAAGGACGCCGAUAGCGACCAGGAGCUCGUCAUCGACGACACGCCGAAGGAGGAGGCUCCAAAGGAUCAGAAGACCGAGGACAAGUACGACCCGUUCACGGCGGACAGCGACAGCAACGACAGCGCCCACAGGAAGCCGCACGAGACCAACGGGGCGCGAAUCCCCGAAUACGCGAUCCCGGUGCCGCUGGACCCUCCGCCGCUGCCUCCUCGGUUUCCGGGUCUCGCGGCGGCCCUCGAGAGUCGGGCCCAACCUCCAGGGCCCGCGAUCCGCCUCACGGCCUAUGACGACGACGAAGACGAGGACUCUCAGGCGGACUGUCCCAAUUUCUCCGUCUACUCCUCCGAGACUAUGGACGUCGCUCGGCACACCGAGCAGGAGCUUUCCCAGCAGAUCGGGCCCCUGCAGCCCCCUCCUCUGCCCCCCGACAUCCCGGACAUCCCCGACGACGACGACGUCAUCGUGGGCGAUGUGCAGGCUUGCGACCUCGCUGACAUCCCCGAGCCCUCCGACCCCUACGUUGAGUCCCUUCGGAAAGAGAGGCAGACCCUCAGCAAGAUACCCCCGAAGACCGUUUUGCAGGACACCCGGGGCAAGAUCACGUUCAAGAUAGGCAACAAGCUGAAGAUCAACAACAGGCUGAGCAAUCUCUACGACGAGCUGGACGAGAAUUUCGAGAUUUCGAUCGCUCAGGAGAAGGAGCUCGAGGACAAGACCAAGAAGGGCGCCCAGAACAGGAAGGGUCUGGGCACGAGCGAUAAGGCCUUCCAUAGUGACGACGACGACGGAACCGGGGAUAUCUUCAAGGAUGUGGGCAAGGCGGACGUGAACAAGGAGCCCGAGAAGGGGAAGGACAAGGAGAGGAGGAAAGAGGCCGACUCGAAGGUGGAGACCGAGGAGGUCGUCCAGGAGCCCGAAGAGAAAUCGAAGAAGAGGAGCAAAGGACGCGAGUCGGGGAGCUGCGAGAAGAAGGACAAGGAUCGGGAAGCCGAGGUCGAAGAGGUGAGGACGGUGCAUGACGAGGACAAGGUCUCGACCAAGUCCGAGGAGAGCGUGGACGAGAAGCUGUACGACCUCGAAGAGGGACUGGAGGAGAAGAAGAGACUGGACGAGGUGGAAAUUCAGGACGAAGCAAAGGAGAAGGAGAAGGGCGAAGAAAUGAGAAUCGCGGCGUCGAGGGCGGACGACGACGACCAAGGGUCGCCGGUACGCGAGAGGUGGAACGAGAGAGCAUCGGACAAGGACGACGAGGAAAAGGAGGAAUCCGCCAAGAGCGAGGACGAAAGCGCAUCCGGUUCGUCCUCGUCCUCCGAGGACGAGUCUCGCAGGAGAGGCAGAAAGUCCAGGAAGAGGGCCACCACCUCCAAGUCGCCCAAAGAAAGGACCUCGAUUCUCUCCACGAUCGACCUGACGGAGAAGAGUUCGGACACCGUUAUCUCCAUCGCCGACACCGUCAGGUCCUCCGUGUCUCCCGUUAAGGGAGAGUCGGAGAGGAAAAAGAAGGAGAGAGACCAGGCUCGGAUGAGCCUCGAAGGGGUCGACGAAACCUCGAAGAGCCCCGCUAAUUCCGAGUUGCUGGAGUCCAAGGACAUCCCCAGCGAGUGGGAGCUACUCGAGAAGGGAGCGAUCGAGAGGACGAGGAAGGACGAGGAGGACGAAGAGGAUGCCGAGGAACACAAUCUGGUGGACGACAAGGAGAGAUUCUCGGGGCCCGACAAGGACAACACGGACGCGUCCUCGAUGGCGGACAAGGAGCUCAGCCAGGAGAGGGAGAAGUCCAGCUUCGACUUCGAGGUCGAGGACGAGACCGCGAAUUUCGCCCUCGAAAAGGAAACGGACGGGGACGAGAGGAUAACCGAGGAACACGACGUCUGGGAGUCGGAGAGCGCGUAUACCCCGAGGAAGGAUGAGGAGGAACUGGCAAGGGGCGGAAAGUCCUUGUCUCCUUUCGAGAGCGGCCUUGAGCCGAUAACUCCAACCAAGGACAAGCUGAACGACGGUCUCGAGAUCUGCAGGACUCCUCCGGGAUACGCGGGCCUGGGCACCGAGGCCAUUUCCGAGACCGAUGAGGCCAUGAACUUCGAGGACGAGCUGACCCUGUUGAGCCUGAGAAAGGAGAAGGAGAUCGAGGAGGGCGAGAUCAUGGAGGAGACCAAGAGCUCGAAGAAGCUGGCGGAGAAGUCCAAGGAGAAGGAGGACGAGAACAAGAAGAAGCGGAAAGAGAGGAAGAAGGACCGCAGCAAGGACGCGGAGAAGAACAAGGAGAACAUCGCCUCGGAGAACCAGGUGGCCUGGAAGAAGAUCUCGAAGAGCACCAAGGAACGACCCUAUCGGGAAAAGGACAAGCGCUCGAGGUCGAGGGAGAAGGAAAAGGAACGAGAGAGGGAGCGGGAGAAGGAGAAAGAGAAGGACAAGGACAAGGACAAGGACAAGGACAAGGACAAGGAGAAGCACAAAAAGAAGGCGAAGGAGGCGGCGAAGAAGAAGGAGAAAAGGAAGGAACUACCCAGGUACGACGUCAGGAAGAUCGUUGCCGAGAAGCCUUACAGGCCGAGGAAGGACGAGUACGGGAGGGACGUGAGGGAGGCUAGCAGGAGCAGGUCGAGGAGCUGGAGGUCGUUCUCCAGGGAUCCAAGGAGCAGAUCGUAUUCCAGGAUGAGGUCCAGGUCGCGCUCGAGACCGCCGAGGUCCUGGUCCAGGGAGAGGCAGUCCUACUCCAGGGCAUGCAGGUCGCUGUCGAGGAGGCGAUCGCCGGUCAGGAUCAGGCGGAAGAGGACCUCCGUCUCGAAGAGAAGAAGAUCGCGGUCGAAGUCGCGAACGAGGUCGAGAUCCCCGUCCAGAGGGGGCCGCAGGUCCCUCUCCCCCCGACGAAGGGGCGCGCGCCGAGGGUCGCUCUCGCGGAAGCGAAAGUCGAGGUCGAGGACGAGGUCGCGCGAGAAGCGUAAGGAGAAGCCAAAGAAGCGCAAGUCCAGGAGCCGUUCGAAGACGAGGAAGCGGUCGCGCACGAAGAGCCCGAAGAGGACAUCGAAGCCGCGAGAAAAGAAACGCAAGAGGAAGGUGCCGAGCAGGUCGAGGUCGAAGGAGAGAUCGCCGUCCAGAGAGCCGCGGGACCGAAACUGGGAGCAUCUGGCGGAGAAGAUCAUGGAGUGCGAGAGGCGAUUCUCUCGAGAGAGGGAGAGGUCCUGGAGCGCCCAGUGGACGCCUUCGUGGUCUAGGUCGAGGUCGAGAUCCCCGGAGCCCCCGGCCGACCUGGGCCCGCGAGCCUGGUCGCCCUCGCCGCCGGUCCUGGAGAACGUCCCGCCCAAGAACUUGACGGUCAUCCUGACGAACAAGGAAGCAAUCAAGAAAAAGAAAAAGGAGAAGCGAAAGGAGGCCAAGAGGGCGAAGGACCUCGAGAGGAAGCGGAAGGCGAAGCGGGCGCGCACACCCCCACCCUCGAAGGAAGUCUUUGCGAGCGGCGACAACAUCCUGGUGAGCGUGUGCUUCAACAAAGAAAACGAGACCCUGCCGACCCCCGGGGCGCUACCCGAGCUUCCGGAGACCAUCCCCCUGCUGGCGCCGACCAAACGCCGACGAAGGGAGCCGCCGCCUGUCCUCCAGGUCGAGCCGCUCGUGCCGAAGCGGUCCAAGCGAGACCGCGCCAAGGAGAAAAAGCCGAGGUCGCCGAGGCCCGGCAAGAGGGAAAAGCGGAAGAAGUCUCGGGCGGCGGAGAUCGCCGCCACCAAGAAGCCCGUCGCGGUGAUCGACCUCGACCAGUCGCCCUUCAGGGAGCAGACGCCCUCACCGCGGGACGUGAUCGUCCUGAGCGAUGACGAGGACAAGCGGCCCGCCGCGGCGACCACCCCGGAGGCGCGACAGCUCUCCCAGGCCUCGCCGCAGCGCGAGCCAUUCCUGGCUCAGGGCCCGAAGACCCCGCCCGAGCCCCAGCAGCAGCCGAAGUUCUCGAUGAGCGUGCCCUCGGUCAACCCCAGGACCUCCGGCGUCAACCCUCUCCUCAUGGAGGAGGACGAGGACGAGGACGAGGAGGAGGAAGAGGAGGAGGACGCCGACGAGGAGGGCGAGGGCGAGGGGGAGGAGCGAGAGGAGGACGAAGAGGACGAGGAGGAGGAGCAGGACCGGGAGCAGCAGACUCAGCGCAUGGACGAGAGGGUCGAGGAAGAGCUCGAGAUGCGGGCCCAGGAGGAGCUCGAGCUCCGCCUCAAGAUCGGACCCAACACUCCCCCGGAGCCCCCGACCUCGCCGCCGACCUCGCCCGACGCCUACGACCCCUUCGACCCAACCAAGUCGAGGUCGCCGACCCCGCCGGCCAGCCAGGAGGCGACGCCCUGCGACGAGAGGAACCGGCAGAGGGACUCGCCGGGCGGGCUGCGGCGAGAGCCCGCCGACGCCGACCAGGCCCUCGGCGAGCAGGUCCAGACUCAGGAAGCCGCGCCGGGGGCGGACAAGCAGCUCGACAAGCCGAAGGUCAUAUCCGUUAUCACUAUCAAAAGGCCCUCGCCAAAGCGGGACGGGUCGCCGCAGGGCCAGGUCGAGGUCGAGAGCGCGGCCGAGAGCGAGAGUCCGCCCAAGGUCCAGCAGGCGCAGCAGGGAGGACAGACCGCUCCUAGCCAGUUCACCGCGACCAUGAACCCGGUGCUCGCCACGGUGGCCGCCGCUGUCCAGAGGAGCAACAUCUUCAACGCGGGCGCCCCCCUUGGCGGACCCAGGAACUUGAUGCAGUCGAACCGGAUCUCGCCGAGCAGCCAGGCGAAGACGCGACCCAACGAGAGGCCGCCCUUGCCGACCGUCUUCGCGAACGCGGUGAAGCCUUCGCCCUUGCGCGGCAGCAAGGCCGCCCAGAACAAGAACAACUCCUCCGCUGGACAGAACGGUAGCGACGUCACCAUCGAGAUGGUGGGCGACGCCAUCGACAUGUCGUCCCCGUACUCCCCUGGCUCGAGUCUGAGCGACGGGAUCUUUGAUCCGCCCAGCCCGGCCCCGUACAAUACUCCGCCUGGAAACGCGAAUGCUAAGAGCAACAACGCCGCGGCCAAACCCAAGGACAAGAAGGACGCGUUCGACGUGCUCUUCGGGUCCUCGCCCGUUCUGAAGCCCUUCGGCAAGACCAGGGUCAAGAAGGGCGCCGAGAAAGAUAAGAGAAAGAAAUCGACCAACCCCAAAGUCGGGGUUCGCAUGGACGAGAAUCAGCUGCAGAUCUUGGACGACCUUCCGAGCUCCGCCGUCGAGAUGCAAGUCAAGGAUAAGUUCUUGAAAAAGCUAAAUCGACAGGAAAGAGUAGUGGAGGAAGUUAAGUUGGUUCUGAAACCGCACUAUACGAAGAAGCACGUCACGAAGGAGGAAUACAAAGACAUCAUGCGCAAAGCUGUCCCUAAGAUAUGCCACAAUAAGACGGGGGAAAUUAAUCCGAAGAAGAUCGCUCAGCUUAUAGAAGCUUACGUUAGGAAAUGCCGAAAUAGUAAAAAGAAAGCACUCGGAAAUACCGUAGCCGGCACGAAUUCCACGUCCAAGGUCUCCAAGCCUGUGAAAACUCUCUGGAGUUGAUCGGGUAUCGAAAAUGUUAGAUCAAGGGGUAUUGCGUUGACGAUAGAAACGAAGGCGAAACGCCACUGAAUCAAUUCCUUUUGGGUGGAUGGUAAGUGAUCGGCAUCUCCAUCACCGGUCGAACAAUGUGUAUUGUGUGUAUAUACAUAAUAAAUUGAAUUUAAGCGCAAUAUUUUUAUUUAUCGAGGCGAGUAUGCUUGGACGCGCGAGCGUUAAGGCGGAACCGCGCGUAUAAGAAUUUACUAUUGUUAAUUUUAUUCCGUAGGCAUUCGAUUAAGCGCUAAGUCGAGACCGAAUAUAAGAGAACCCAUUCGGUUUAAGUAUACUAAGUAGGGAAUGAGACGUCAAGGGAUUCUCGGAUAUCCGGAGUAACCGAUGAACCAAAAUGGUACACGGGUGUACGCGGCAUAUGAUUAAAGGGGAAAUAACUGUACGAUUAAAACUUUUCUCACCCACUACUGUCGAGAUUUCGUAUAUCUCUCCUGCUGUUAAUCGGAAGAAGGAAGUUGAAAUUGGUAUAAAUCUGCAAAUCGUUUAAACGGGAAGAAAGCAUAAUGAAAUAAUGACCCGGCCGAUUUUACAGUAUAACUGUGAAACUUUGACGUAGCUUGUCCUGUAUCGAGGGCAAAAUGUAGUUGUACAAAAUAUGGGUAACGGAUGUGUUAUGCAACAAUGGUUACGAUGCAUUUUGCGGUGUUGUUUGUCUAACAUUCAUGAGUGAUUGCUCGAUUCAACGACGACAGUUUCGAAUAGGUUAUUUCUAGACUUGUACAACGAUUGUCUCUUAUCGGAAGUAACCGGUGAACCGAAUAGCGUUCAUGGGUGUACGAUUAAAACAAAAAAAGGAACAGUUGUUUAAAUUUUUCACCACUACUGUUGAAGUAUUGUAGAACGUUACUGCAGUUAAUCGUAAAAAGGAUAUACAGAAAUUGAAAUAAAAAUCGAAUGCAUAACGCGACAUGGCAAAUUUUUCAAUGCAAGCGUAAAACUGUUUUCUUUUUUUUUUUUUAUUUCACCGUGCCGUUCUGAAACCAUUUGACGUGGAAUAACUUAUAACAGGGGCAGGAUUUAAUUGUACAAAUUAUGGAUAAAGGCUGUUAUACGGCUAUGGUAAUGAAAACUUUGCGUUAUCGUUUGUCUAACAUUAACGAGGAAUUACUUGACUCAGUAACUAUAAUUUCUACUUAUUUAUUCCGAGAAUGUAUGGCUCGUUGAUAAAUUCUAGUUACACCUGUUCCGUGUUUCAAUCGCCCUCUAAAUAUUGUACAGAAACCCUUUCCAUUCAUGAGAUCGAUGACAUAAUAUCUGCACGAGCAAGAAGACUUAGAGAUCUCGCAUAUUUUUGUUUUCUUUCGAGACCGUGGGAUGAUUUGAUAAAUUUCAGGAGCCUCUAACUUGUACGUACACUCGUGGGGAUUUUCUUCACGAUCGGGUAUCAUUUGUUUGAUAGUUGUUUUCCUACAAAAAGUGAAGAAAAUCGAUUCGUAUACUUCGGCCCCUAGCGUAAGUUUAAGAAGUGUAAAUCAUAAUUUAUAACAAGGUGAAAAUAAAUGCAAUCAGAAGUA